Molecule: messenger RNA, 579 nt
Organism: Etheostoma spectabile (orangethroat darter)
Lineage: Eukaryota; Metazoa; Chordata; Actinopteri; Perciformes; Percidae
Product: PHD finger protein 21B
Source: RefSeq, a predicted model, not a curated record
AUGCUGGGAACUCUCCCUGCUGUUGCCCAUCAAGGUGCCUCAAGUCAGCUCCCUGCACUGGCUGGCAGGACAAGCAGCCACUAUGCUACCUCAGGUCAGGCCAAAGACCCAGAUCCCAGACAGCCUCCCCCACAGUCCGUGUCAGCAGCCGCAGCCCCUCGGCCUGCCGAGGGCCACGGCCGUGGUCAGUCUGAGGAGCCAGGGCCCCACGUUGCCCACCGCCAACAGCACCUUCAGCCCCAGCGCCAGAGCGACGCCUCGCCGCCCCCCGCCCCGCCACGCGCCCCGACGGCGGGCCCCGGCUCGGGCAGCCCGGUCCAGCACGCCUCCGCGGGGCCCGGGUGGCGUACGCCAUCAUCGCCACCUCCCCCGCCCCCGGUGAUAAUAAUCCAGCCCCAGGCCCCCAGCAGCACUGAGGGGUCCCCGGGGGCCCAGGCGGACCUCCCGUCACAGGAGGUCCCACCCGCCCCAAAAUCCCCGAAAUCCCCGAAAUCCCUGAAAUCCCCCACCCAGAAGAAAGACGAAGACCCAGAGCUUCAGGAGCAGGAGUCCCAAAACACUUUUACUCUCAGACGCUGA